CAGAGUACUCGACUACUGUGGUAAAUACAAGACCCCUUGUCAAGCCGAUUAAAGGUGUGGUUAGUCAUCUUUUGAAGUGAAAUAAUUUUAUCAGAACACCAAUGUCUGAAAAGCAUAGUUUUUUCUUGUAUCCCAUUACUUGCCACGCGUGGAACAAAGAUAGAACUCAAAUUGCCCUUUCUCCAAACAACCAUGAGGUCCAUAUUUAUCAGCGUAAUGGAAACGACUGGAUACUCCUUGAUGUGCUCAAUCAACACGAUCUUAGAGUGACUGGCAUCGAUUGGGCUCCUAACUCCAACAGAAUCGUCACCUGUUCAGCGGACCGCAAUGCCUAUGUUUGGACCCUUAGUGACGAUGGUAAAUGGAAACCAACUCUAGUGUUACUGAGAAUCAUCAGGGCUGCCACCUGCGUCAAGUGGUCGCCCAAAGAAAACAAGUUUGCUGUCGGCUCAGGAGCAAAACUUAUCUCUGUUUGUUACUUUGAGGGGGAGAAUGAUUGGUGGGUGUCAAAACACAUCAAGAAACCAAUCAAAUCUACUGUAACGGCUCUCGACUGGCAUCCCAACAAUUAUCUACUUGUGGUUGGCUCCACUGAUUUUAAGGUUAGAGUGUACUCUGCGUAUGUGAAGGAUAUCGACGAGUCUCCCCCCGCCACCCCUUGGGGUAAAACUGCGGCCAUUGGUCAGAUGCUAGCCGAGUUCCAGAACUCUAGUUUUGGUGGAGGAUGGAUCCAUAGUGUAAGUUUCUCUGGUUGUGGCACCAGAGUGUGCUGGGUCUCGCACGAUGCUUCAGUGUGUGUGGCCGAUGCUAACCGCAACAAUGCCGUGUCCAAACUGCGGACAGAUCAUCUGCCGUUCCUCUCCUGCGUCUGGGUCGGGUCCAACACCAUUGUGGCUGCGGGUCAUGGAUGCUGUCCUAUGAUUUAUUUAGUUGACGAAUCAGGACAUGUACAACAUGGAGGGAAGCUGGAUAUGUCGACAAAGAAAGAAUCAACUGGUCUCAGUGCGAUGAAAAAGUUUCAAAGCUUCGACAGGAAUGCGAGGUCGGAGAAUGUGGACACAGUUCUAGACACGAUACACCAGAACGCCAUCACAUGUGUGUGCAUUUACCAAGGCGUGAAGGGGAACGCAACCAAAGUGUCCACCAGUGGCAAUGACGGACAACUGGUUAUUUGGGAUCUUCAGUCUAUGGAAGGAGGGAUGCAAGGACUGAAAAUCGCAUAAGUAUAAUUAUAAGUUAAGCUUUACAAUUAAUUUUUCAAUUCUGAAGUCUGUAGGCAUAUUAUUAUAUUUUUCUGAACAUUGGUUUAAAACCUGAGUACCGGUAUGAUAAAAUAAUUAAAGCUAAAAGUUAAGUUUUACUUCACAUGUUUCAUGAUGGAAUUUUUAAUUUUCACUCACCACAUCAGUUAAAUAAAUCUCAUUCUGGCAAAACUAAUUGCAAUUUUUCAACUCAAAAAUUAAAAAUUCUGUUUUAGUUAGCAAAUAAAUUAUUAACAUAGAUUAAAUAAAAGUAUACGAAAAAUUUUAUUAAAUUUGAGUGUUUUAUCUUAGUUGUUAAGAAAAAUCACCCAUCACUCUAUACUACAAAAAGUAUGUUGCCUAGGCAUAGAGAAAAUCCAACUUAAUUAUUUGUUUAGUAAAAAGGAAGUCAAUAAUCUUUCUUUGAUUUUUUAUUCAAUAAGACUGGAAAAGAAAUUUAGGAUUCAGAAUUGAAAUUUGCAUUUUUACAAAGAGCAUUUUUAUACUAAAUAUUAUUUUUGUUUGAAAAUAUUGUAUUUUAAUCAUUGUUAUAGUUAUAAUUUAGUAUUGUAUUAUUUACACAAUAAAUAAUUGAUUUUAUUGUG
Messenger RNA from Macrosteles quadrilineatus (aster leafhopper), 1846 nucleotides. It is a transcript of the gene Arpc1, whose product is annotated as actin-related protein 2/3 complex subunit 1A-B. The coding region runs from base 102 to 1223 and encodes 373 amino acids. Gene Ontology annotation, biological process: Arp2/3 complex-mediated actin nucleation. Gene Ontology annotation, cellular component: Arp2/3 protein complex; actin cytoskeleton. Lineage: Eukaryota; Metazoa; Arthropoda; Insecta; Hemiptera; Cicadellidae. The record is from RefSeq and is a predicted model, not a curated record. Gene Ontology annotation, molecular function: actin filament binding. The transcript is spliced from 9 exons.